AUCCUCACUACCUACCUCCCAACUGACUCGGUCACUAAAUUGUUCCACCUUUCAAACUCAUUUGCAAUUCAAAUCCCAAAAGGCUUAGAGCUUUAUGGGAAAUGGAAACUGUUAUGACCGAGUUUGCUGAAGUAGAGAAAUGGGGUUAAAAUGAUGAGUCGUCAACGAUAUCAGUAUUUUUUUCCUCACUCUCCGUGUAUAGACUGGAGUUCCCAGGGUUGAAUUAACCAAGGAUUUAGCGCAAGAAAGGGCAUGUUAGAGUGGUACACUCGCCCCAGAAUAGCACAUCCUUGUCCGUCCUUUAUUCCUAAAACGUGAGGUGGAGUGUUGUAAAAAUUACAAGUAAAUGGUGUCUGUGAUACUGGAGUCCACAGGUCGCGACUGAUGGCGAGGCUGCCCCAGUAAUACUCGGAGGUUGUACUUCUUUCCCACGUGAAGAGAAGGUGAGGCGUUCGAUCUGUUCGGUCGGAUGUGCUUCAGGUGUUCAAACAGGUGAUAUCAGACUUGCUGAGUGGUUGGACGUCGACGACUGUGAGUGGAUUUACAAACCCUUGCACCUGUUGUAUUCUCUUAUGCUAUGAUGGUUUGGAGGUGACAAAAACAUGAACAUCAUCAUUUUUAUUAUCGCUGUACUGUGCACUCAAGUCACCUUAAACGAUGGCUGCUUUAUCAACAUCAACACAUCGCAAAGAUUAUUUAUACCCGAAAGAAUUGAGCCAGGUGACACUUUGUGCUCAGUCUUGACUAGUGAUGAAGUGAGUUUAGGAACAUUUGACCUCCAGUUUCCACUCGUCUUUCAUAUAAGCACAGUUGACAUUGGAAGCGGCCAGUAUAAUGUUUCUCUGGUCUCAAACAGCAGUGUCACGGAUAUUGAUAACAAUGAGACCUUGUGUGAUAUGUCAAGAAUGUUGGGAUUUCAUAUGAUCAGUCUCGUAUGUAAGUCACAACCAAAUAUUCAGCAUCAAUUUCCCUUCGAAGUUGACUACACAGACGAUCACGAUCCGGUGUUGAAUAAUAGCCUGUCAUUUCAGUUGCAAGAGCUGGUACCUGUGAAAACUUUGGUCACAAAUCUGGACACCGACAACUUUUACAAAGACCAGGACUGUGCGGCAAGCACAACGCCGACCUUUAUUCUACAAGGAGGAAAUACAGAGAAAGCCUUUGAACUAUCAGGAGGAAAAAUCACUGUAAACAGAUUAAUUUCUUACCAAAAUGGAGAAACCAAAUUCGAAUUGACUAUCACGGUCUCAACGUAUCAUGGCUUUGGUGAAGGAAGGAAUGCUUCUACCGUAGUUGUGGUCAACAUCAUUGAUAUCGAUGACAACGACCCAGUUUUUGACACCCUGACAUACACCUUACACGUCCCAGAGGAGAAUACCACUGUUAUCAACUGGCCACAACUGACCUCUCCUCCAGUGUUGGCCUUUGACCAAGACACUGGGAUCAACGACACAGUCACCUACUCUCUACACGACACGAAUGGGACUGUAGUUAUUGACAAUACAACUGGAAUUGUGCGGGUAACACGAACCCUGGACAGAGAGGCAGAGCCGUCCCUGCAAGUGAAAAUUAAAGCCAACCAGGUGCACAACGAUUGGAGGUCGGCGGUGGCAACUCUCCUGGUGGUAGUAGACGACAUCAACGACAACCGUCCGAAGUUUCAAACAGACAAUCCAACUCUUGUCACAAUUCCAGAACAUUCCAUUGUAGGCUCAUUCGUUGUUAGGGUUCUUGCCAUUGACGCAGAUGAGGGAGACAAUGCACAUUUCAAUUACACUCUUGUAAAAACUGCUUUCACCAUCCAAACGGACAUUCUGGGAAAUCUUCGUUAUGGCACCGUGACUGUCGCGAAUUCUUCCGCCUUGGACAGAGAAACUAACCCUUCUCUGAAUUUUACGGUGUCUACUAAAGAGUACACGCCUCUACAAGGAGGAGACUGCAGUACCGGGAUGUGUAAUAUCACCAUCACCGUUCAGUUGACCGACAUCAACGACAACGAUCCUGUCUUCGACAACUCCAGCUACAGGCUGACCGUGAGGAACAAUAUCAAUGGAGCCGUUAUAGAGAAGAUCCAUGCUAGCGAUGCUGACGAAGGUGUGAACGCAGAACUCAGGUACAGCUGUGUGUCAUCGUCUCUACUUGGCACGGAUGCCUGCGGUGUCAUCACAGUCAACGACACAACAGGACAAGUCAGCCUUCGCCAACGCCUGGACAAAAGACAGUACUAUGCUUUGAUCCAAGCAUGUGACAGCCCUGUUGAUGUCUCGCAGAGGCGAUGUACCACAGUUCCUCUCAUCCUCAGUCUACCUUCUGACUUUCAAAUCAACGUGACAUCAUACAGCUUCACCAUUCAUGAGAAUUUACCGCCGGGGACCUUUGUUGGAGACAUCUUGACUUACGACGAUCACUUUACGUUUCAACAUAACAGCUUUGAACUUAGUGAAAGAACCCUCCUUACAAAAGAAUCACUGGACCGAGAGAAAGAGAAACAGCAUUUGCUUAUCAUCAACACCCACAACCAGAACAACACAAACAUAUCAGUCCUGGUUACCGUCCUGGAUGUCAAUGACAACAGCCCCGUCUUUGACCCACAGAACGGAUCUGUUAUGUUAAUGGGGAGCGAGAUGACUGGUCACGUGAUAACAGUUGUCAACGCCUCGGACAUUGAUGAAGGACGGAAUGCACAAAUCACUUACAGCCUGCAGCCACAGUCAAUGUUACAGUACUUCCAGAUAAAUGCUUCUGGAGCUAUAAUUCUACUAGCAUUGUCAACCAUGGAGACGAUGGACCUGUUGGUGAAGGCAACCGAUGGUGGCUCGCCAUCACUGUCCGGCUUCUACACACUGAGGAUAACUAUCCCAGCAGUCAACGAAAGUGUUGUAAUUUUUGCGCCAGUGACAAGUGACAAGUUAGCAGGAAAGAAAGAGGACAUUGCAAGAGAACUUACGAAAAUCCUUGGUGUCACAGUUAUCAUCAGAACCAUUCGACAACAUUCAGCUGACAGUUCAGUGAUAUACAUCUCACCACAAGACACGGAGACAGUGACUGUUGCCAAACUUCAAGAUCUGGUAGACGCAAGGCCUGCAGAGAUCGCAUCUCUCUUUCAACAAAGCGUCCCUAAUGAUACCAAGGAGAAGACAACUGCUGCAGACGAUUUCAACACCCCUGUCAUCGUCCUCAUUGUCAUUGCAGCAGUCCUCCUUAUUGCUCUAAUCAUCGCUGUGGUUCUCAUUGCAAGGGCUCGCAAAAGACAAAAUCGUCACAAACGCUUGCUCAAGAGUCUCUCAACCGCUCCCACCAUCUACAACACAACCAGUUCCGACAUGGAAAAAGACACGAAUGCCAUACUUGAUGAUACCGACGACGACCAGCAGCAGGAGGGCACCGCCAACCCCCUUUUUGCCGACCAUCACGAUUAUCAGAACGUCACGCUGGUCACGGAAGUGGCAGACACUCAGUCAACCCCGGAAGGCGGUGACAAUGACGUCAACGCUAACGACAACUCUGCGAUGGAACGGCCGACGGACGCCGAUAGCGGGGUCCCCAGCGACCGAGAAAACGGACAGGGAGAUGAUGAUGACGAUGACGAUGACAUUGACAACAGGUCAGACGAUGGCCGCUCAUCUCCGCAGACUCCGCGCAGCUCCGGUUACCUCGCGGCUGUACUGGACGAGCACUUGCUGAACUCUGCUCACCCCGGGGGUGACGCAAUCGACGUCACGCUGCUUCCAACGUAUUCCGACGCACGACAAGAGGAAGACCUCAAAAGUGCUCCCCCUGUCGAACCGCCGGUGGAUUUCGACGUUCAAGAAAGUUCUUUGGCAUUUCCGGACGAAGACGGUCCUAAGAGUGAAACUCGUCCACACAACGAGAUAGACAGCGACUUUGAGCCAGCUGCCAGGAGCUCUCCUGUCGACGAAGUCGCGGACUCUGCCUCGCUGGAUGACUUCCCCGUCUUCCGUGUUCCGACCAAGUCCUUCACGCCCCCGAUGAUCCGAAAGUCAAAGGAGCAGAGGGAAGAGGAGUUAGAGCCCAUGCCGGAAGAGCCGCUGCCAGACUACGGCAAGAAAGUUCGCUUCAACUUCCAGGUCACGGAGCACGAGAUGACAGACUACAACGACAACGACGAGGAAGGGGAUAACAUCGAGACUGAAGCAGACGACAAAGAAUUUCCGCCACCUCCACCGUCGUUACCUCCACCACCACCCCCACCACCACCCCCGCCCCCACCACCACCUCCACCAACAUCAUCUAGCACCAAGCUAACUAAUGAUUCUAGGAAUGACACUGGAGGAGGUGAUGAACACGACGAUGGCACAAAUGAAGAAGAGGAGAUAACUUCUUUCUAACGCAGAACUUUGUUGUCUGCUCACAAAUGCCAUCAAACCUAGAGGAAGGAGACUUUUGACGAUAAUGACAUCGAUGAUGUAUGUAUGAGAGAGUUUCAAAGAGACAGUCUAUUGAUUACUAUUUAAAUAUAAAAAGAACGAUUGCAUACACAACCUAAAUUUCUAAAUAGUUUAAAUUAAUAUGUGUUCUGAAACGAUUUUUGAGAAAGACUAAAUUAUCCGAGUAUUGUCAUGUGAACUUUUUACCUUCGACAAUAAUAUUUUAUUUUAUUAUCAUUAUCAUAAUUUGUUAUGUCUCCUACAUCGACGCCUACACUAGAGACCCUUGUUUUAAACAGCAUCCUCUGCUGUACUAGUCAAUUAAUUGCUACAUUCAUUACACAGAACUUAAGUAUAUAGUAUAAAGAAUAUGUACCAUCUUCAGCCUGGCUGACCAGUUUUUAAAUAAUUAUUAACUAUGAGUACUUACACAGAUAAUACUGUUGUUUUAAAAUCUCAGCUCCAGUUCUUUCUGUGUACAGACUAUGAAACUGUAAAUAACUACACCCUUACACCACGUGACAGACUUUUACUAACUGGCGGGUAUAAUAACACUGACUGUCUUACAAAAUAAUAAGUCCUUCACUAGAAAUGACUAAGACAACAACUUUGUCUCAAAAUAUGAAAGUUGAACACGUAUAUACUAGUAAAGCCAUCCUUCACUCUCUUUCUUCUUGUAUUCCACAAACGAGCAAUCGUGUGUUUCUAUGGAUUUCUGAGGCAAUGCAGCAGUAAAUAAUUAUAAUAAAUGUAAACAACAAAACACUUCACGGCGGCGGUAACACAGUUGUUCAAAGAGAGGUAACUGUAACAUUUGGCCUCAGACAGGUUUGUGGUGAUUGUCUCAGACAAUCUCCCUCAGGACAUAAAAGUCAUGACAGGACGUGGAAAAUAAAUAAGAUAUGAUAACUUAAUGUAAACAAAAAUUAAAUAUAUCUGUCACUCGUGUAGUGAUUAUUGACUUUCUUUAAUUUUCACUAUUUUGUUAAUAUUGUAAUUAUUCUGAUUGAUGAUUGAUUGAUUGAUUGAUGGAUGAUGAUGAUUUUCAACGACAGCAUGGAGGGGGGAGUGCGCAUGUGUGUAUGCGUGUGUGUGUAUGUAGUUGUGUGCUUGUAUGCUUUUGUGUGUGUUUGUGCCUGCAUAAUCGGACAGUGUAUAUUUCCUUCUUAUGGUCCACCAAUACACUAAUCAUAUUUCAACAAAAAUUGUGUUUUGAUUUUAUCAUUUAUUUAGUACCCGCUGGCACGGUCAAUGUUUUGUCUUGUCUAAAAUGUUGAUUGUGACUUAAUUUCCAUCCUUACGAAAAUCUGUUUAAUAAUCUUAUGUUAUUUUCAUGACUUUGUGUGAAUAAUAUUUGUUAUUAUUCUUUGCAAAUAAAAAUAAAGGAUGUCCGUCACUUUUC
Messenger RNA from Pomacea canaliculata, 5790 nucleotides. RefSeq names its product protocadherin Fat 1-like. The transcript has 27 exons. Gene Ontology annotation, biological process: homophilic cell-cell adhesion. The coding region runs from base 603 to 4349 and encodes 1248 amino acids. Lineage: Eukaryota; Metazoa; Mollusca; Gastropoda; Architaenioglossa; Ampullariidae. Gene Ontology annotation, cellular component: plasma membrane. Gene Ontology annotation, molecular function: calcium ion binding. The record is from RefSeq and is a predicted model, not a curated record.